Molecule: messenger RNA, 3377 nt
Organism: Marchantia polymorpha subsp. ruderalis
Lineage: Eukaryota; Viridiplantae; Streptophyta; Marchantiopsida; Marchantiales; Marchantiaceae
Source: the annotation of a GenBank genome assembly
GUGGAGGGGGCGUAGAGGACGGGGUGUGGGAUGGCUAUGGCGGGGCUGGUCCACAGGCAGGCCCCAAGGUGCUUACCGUAUUUAAAAUUCCGCGACCGCGAGGGCGCAGAUGCUGAUUCGGAGGCGAAGGCGCAAGCGCAGGUCGGCGAAAGAAAUCCGAGGCACGGCCGGGCUCAGAGCCCAGAGCAGAACGCGACCGGGUCCUUGGAGGCUGGACGCGAGCAGCAGCAGAGAAGUGCGGGGCGCGAGCAUGAGCCGAGUUCAGGAAAUCCCAAUUGCCCUCGGUCUCUUUUGCUGGUGGUGGUGCUGCAGCUAUUGCUAUUUCUUCGCUGGGAAGGCUAAAGAAGUAACCUCGUAGUGAGCGAUAUCGAGACAGAGAGAGAGAGAGAGGGAGAGAGCGCGAGCGAGCGAUCGGCAGGAUCUUCCGGGCGCAGCAGCUUCAAGAACGACAUCGCAGCUGGAUAGUCUCGAAGAUUCUCUUUCGAGUGCAGAGGCGCUAGGGAAGAGAGGCGAGUCGAGGAGAGUAGAGGAGAGAAGACGACGCAGGGUGAAGAGAAGUGAAAUCGAGUACAUUGUCUAGGGUAUUCAAAUGACUGACUGCCUUGUUUUGUCUUCGGGGCCGGAUGGUGAGAAUUUAGGGAGAGGAAGGAAGAUGAAGGGAAGGAAGGAAGCGAUGAUGGUAAUGAUCGGGUGGUUGCAUUGUGGUGCGAAUUGCCUUGUGAAGGAAGUGGUUUUUGAUAUUGAUGAUGGUGCAGGGUCGUUCUGUUGGAAGUGGUGGAGAGGAAGAGGAGGAGGAGGAGGAGGAGGAGGAGGAGGAGUAGGAGUAAGAAGACGAAGAAGCAGAAGAAGAUUUGCAGUGUUGCGUGAAGGGGAGCGGAGUUGAAGCGGUCGUGGGUUAUGAUGGACGACGGGGAGGUCGAUUCUCCGGAUUCAGGAGGGUUACGGGGUCUGCAAUCUAGCGAUUACUCGCAUUUUCUGGAUGAUAGUAGUAUCAUUCAGAGUGAUUGGGACAAUCUCAUGCGAACGACGCAAGUGUGCUCUCACAAACAUAUUUGCAAUCCUACAACAGGUCCCGACAACACUCACACCCAUACGUGCGAGCACACUCACACGCAUACGAUCGCCAGCGGAGACGAGGAGAAGCUGACCAAGAAGAAACGACCUUCAGGUAACAAGGAAGCCGUCAGGAAGUACAGGGAGAAGCAAAAGGCCGUCAAGGUCAAUCUCGAAGUCAGAAACGCGGAACUGGAGAAGGAGAAUUCCAAGAUUCCCGAGCUCUUGAAAGAGAAUCUCAGACUUCGACGGAAAUUGUUGGAGCAGGUGCCCACCCAAGCUGCAUUGGACCAGUCUAACGCCGAAAAUAAGAGGCUCAAGACUCUUCUCCUUCAUCUGAGGCGACUCAUCGAUUCGGAGCUGGACUCCACAAGCCUUCAGAAACACCCUCUCAACCUCGCCACCAGAGUCGACGGUUGUGCUUCCGGACCGGCCCACCUUCCUCCUGGCAAUUACUACUCCUCCGUGGUGCCAUGUGCCGCGCCUCUGCCAUGUUACCCAGCCCGGCCAGCAUCUCAGACCGGGGUCACGGAUCUUGAUCGCAUGGCAAGUGUCGGAUGGCACACUGAGUGCGAGCAUGUGAACACCGUGUGUCACGAUCCAGAGUCGGAAGCCCACGUGGUGUCUGCCCAGUGCACACCGUUUCAUGCCGAAGGUAGCACUAAAGCCGCCUGUAAUGCAUCUGUCUCGAAUCACAAAAGCAAUGUCGUCGGCUUCGUUAAAGGCGCCAGGCGGAGGAGCAACUCCUCACAUCCCAUUCCAAUUGCCUAUCAUGCUGGCGGAGUGCCCUGCGCCGCUCCAGUCCCUUGUUUCAAUGGCCUCAAGGCUGUGAACCAACCGGAAUUGAUCCAGCAACAGCGCGUCGAGAACCUUAGCUGGGAAGGGGGCUGUGAAAUUAUGACUGAUAUGUGCCAGGAUACUGAAAUGACCGCCGACUCCAGUCCUCAUUGCACUGCAUUGAGCCCUGAAGAAGUGACACAGAGUGCGAGCACGGUAUCAAGGAAGGAGCCUGCUCUCACCUCAUCUAAACUACGGGCUGAAGGUGACAGCCCUGAAGAGCAGAUGUUUCCACCAGGAGGAUAUUUCCCCGAAGGACCGCAGUGCGGUGGACUUCCUCCUUGUUUUGGUUCAACACCCGGGUCCCAGACUUUUAGUGACAGUUGGUUUGAAGACUGCGACUUCAUCAAUGGUGUUUGCCAAGCUCACACUGGGGGAGCACAAUCUAGCCAGGCAGUUGGUUCGUUCAGACCUGAAGAUGCCACUCACAGCACCAGGUCAGCUUUGCCGACUGUAUCUGAACCCAUAUGCCAGAAAUGAGGGCGUAAUGUGUGGAUGCACUGGCUUGAAAUUGGAGGCACUGCUGAGGCCAGCCUGUUUGAUUUCAUGUCACAUCAGAGAUGGUUUUUUGGGUAAGGAACAACAAUCAUUGUUCCCACUGAGUUUUUUCAAGGAUUUGGCCACCGAGUGUUACUUAGUAGAUGUGUCCCAGAUUUACCCAUGUGCUUUGAGCAUUUUCUUGUAACUAGUUCUGUACCUGGAUUUGCACAAUGUGCUCAGUGUGAUGAGAUAAGACCUGUCGGGGCAUCAACUCUCAUUCGACGUGAAGGGCGACGAAGGGGAGGCAGUUUUUUGAUGAGCACCAGUGCAACUAAUUUUUGUAGGGAAAUAAAAGUAGGUCGGAGGAGUCUCGCUUAGGAGGACAGUUUGACUGAUUGCUCUGGUUCGCUGUCUGCACAAUACAUCUGCUGAUUGAAUUUUAACAGGUCAUCAAUAGAUUAUUACUUCUGUACAAAUGUCGUUUCUCUAGAAGGGGAUAUUGAAAGCAUAUAUAUAUGAGCUAGCGUAUACUAGCCAGAACAAAACUGCAAUGUCCUACUGAAUGUCACGUAAAUAGAGUCCUGAGAAGGAAGAUUGUUGACAAGUUUCUGUACUUUUGACGAUGGGAAGCUGGGUGCUAAGAUGUCGAAGGUCACAGUUUUGGAAAGACUUGUCAAGUCUGACCUCACCGAACAUAAGUUGACUGUUAUGCUACGACCUUUUUUUGGUUGAUCCUUUAACUUAAUUAAUUGAUUCCUGCCAUGUUUGGACGUUGACAAUAAUGUGUACUACAUAGACGCUUGAUGUCGAAUGCGAACCAACAGUCCGUUAGAGACGUUGGCACAGCUCUGACUGCAUGGAUCUUUUGCUCUUGAAGAUUUCACUCUGAUGUUAGUUAUAAGCUUACCGUACACCAUGUGUCUCUUGGAUCUGGAGGAAUUGAUAAUGUGGAUAUUGGAAUCUACACGGUUAAUUAUUUACACAUUUUCUUUGUCUGUUUGGACGAG